AUGGUACCAUUCACCCGUAGACCUGCUCUCUCUGGACACAUCCCCCGUCUAGAGAUCACUGUGUCUUUCCACAGCGAGCAUACUGCAUACUGCAUUGGUGGGAUGAAGAGUCAAGUCAUUGCCGACCGCAAGAAAACGGCCGCACAAGCUGCUCUUGGAAAGGAGCUCAAAGAAAGAACUCCUACCAUCAUUUCUGAGCUAAAAGAGCUCAGACGCAAGAUCAAUGACCUGGAGAAGCAAAAAGAUGCGCUUCGGAAAGAGUUGGAUGACAACAAGGCUGCCAACAAACUCAUUCCAAUGAGCGAUGUUGACGAUGUUGAGAUGUAA
This is a messenger RNA of Aureobasidium namibiae CBS 147.97, 327 nucleotides long. RefSeq lists its product as uncharacterized. The coding region runs from base 1 to 327 and encodes 108 amino acids. NCBI's taxonomy places the organism in Eukaryota, Fungi, Ascomycota, Dothideomycetes, Dothideales, Saccotheciaceae. The transcript is spliced from 2 exons. The record is from RefSeq and is a predicted model, not a curated record.